UACAAAUAGCGCUCGGCACCACCACGGUGGAUUUCCCCCUCCUAUCGCUCUCGCACUCGCCUUUUUCAGCCCUUUUUCUCCUGCACUGCGCUGCACUUUUUCUGCCCGUGCCCAUGGCGCCUUCUGCAUCAUGCGGCGGCGGACGUGGUCGCUCUCCUCUGCUGGGCUGCCUCCUCGUCGUCGUCUCGCUGCUCUGCCUCCGCGCCAUGGUAUGCCGCGCGCAGGAGCCGGGGCAGCUGCAGCCGCUGGAGGUGGCGACCUACAACUACACGUCGUUCCAGGAGGGCAACUCCAAGGAGCAACGGGAGCUAGCGUUCAGCAGGGAGGCUCGCAUCUACAAGGGCGCGAUCCAGGUCUCCCCGGACACUGCCAACGUCGGCAGCUACCAGGACAUCAUGGUCAACAAGUCCGGCUCCGUGCUCCUCCAGCGCCGCUUCACCAUGUGGUCCCACGUCGACGUCGACGGCGGCGGCGGCGGCAAUGGCAGUGCUACCUCGCGCGUCCAGGUCGUGUCGUUCAACAGCACCUUCUCCAUCAACGUGUUCCACCUCCCGGACUCGUCGCCGCGGCCCGGCGAGGGGCUCACCUUCGUCGUCGCGCCGUCUCGCGACGAGCCUCCCCCGGGCAGCUACGGCGGCUACCUCGGCCUCACCAACGCCACGCUGGAAUCCAGCCCGGCGGCGAGGGCGAGGAACCGCUUCGUGGCCGUCGAGUUCGACACCACCAAGCAGGACUACGACCCCAGCGACAACCACGUCGGCCUCAACGUCGGCUCCGUCGUGUCCGUCAAGACGGCGAACCUGACGGCCUUCCGCAUCGCCACCAACAGCAGCAGCCCCAAGAACUACACGGCCUGGGUCGAGUACGACGGCGAGGCGCGGCACGUGUCGGUCUACAUCGGCGUCAGGGGCGAGCCGAAGCCGGCGUCCCCGGUGCUGGACUCGCCGCUGGACCUCAGCGAGCACGUCCCGGAGCAGGCCUACGUCGGCUUCACGGCGUCCACCGGCACCGACUUCGAGCUCAACUGCAUCCUCGACUGGACGCUGUCGAUCGAGGUCAUCCCGGAGAAGAAGAGCACGACGUGGGUCGUCAUCGUCGCCGUCGUAGUGCCGGUCACCGUCGUCGCGGUCGGCGUCGCCGCCUUCUUCCUCGCCAGGAAGCUCCGGGCCAGGCGGUCCAUGGAGAGGCGGCAGGAGCGGCUGGAGCAGCAGCUCAGCAACCUCCCCGGGAUGCCCAGGGGCUUCGCGUACGACAAGCUCAAGAAGGCCACCAGGAACUUCGACGAGCGGCUCCGGCUGGGGAAAGGCGGGUACGGCAUGGUGUACAAAGGCGUGCUCCCCGCCGACGAGGCCCGGCCGGAGGCGAUGGACGUGGCGGUGAAGCGGUUCAUCCGGGACGACGGCAAGGACGUCACCGACUUCCUCCAGGAGGUCGACAUCAUCAACCGGCUGCGCCACAAGAACAUCGUCCCGCUCAUUGGUUGGUGCUACAAGAAAGGGCAGCUGCUGCUGGUGUACGAGUUCAUGCCCAACGGCAGCCUGGACCAGCACCUGUUCCGGCGCGGCGUCCACGAGCAGCGGUGGCCCGUGCUGAGCUGGGCGAGGCGGUACGCCAUCGUGGGCGACGUCGCGGCGGGGCUCCACUACGUGCACCACGAGUACACCCGCAUGGUGCUCCACCGCGACGUCAAGGCCAGCAACGUGCUGCUGGACGCGUCCUUCCGCGCGCGGCUGGGCGACUUCGGCCUGGCGCGCGUGCUCGACGACGACCGCGAGGCCUUCACCGACCUCCACGUCGCCGGCACGCGCGGGUUCAUCGCGCCCGAGUACUCCGUCGGCCACAAGGCGUCGCGGGAGACGGACGUGUUCGCGUUCGGCGCGCUCGUGCUGGAGGUGGUCACGGGGCAGCUCGCGCUGCGCGCCGGCGACACCCGGUGCCCGCUGCUGUCGGACUGGGUGUGGCAGAUGCACGGCCGCGGCGCGCUGCUCGGCGCCGUGGACCAGAGCCUCGACGCCGACGAGUUCGACCACGACGAGGCCGGACGCCUGCUGCUGCUCGCGCUGGCGUGCAGCAGUCCCAACCCGGGCGACCGGCCCACCAUGCCGCAGGUGCUGCAGGUGCUCUCCAAGGCCGCGCCGCCGCCUGAGGUGCCGCCGUUCAAACCGCAGUUCGUUUGGCCACCGGAGGGAGGAGCGCAAUUCCAGCUGAGCGACAUCGAGGUGACCACGAGCGGCACCGGCGGCACCAGCACUGGCGGCGAUGGCGUGUUGACACGGGCCACGCAGAGCAUGAGCACCUCUUAUGACAGCUUCCAGCCGCAAACCGCGCCGAACAGCAGCGACGGUUACUUCCCCGCCCUCUCCUCCGGCCGUUGAUGCAUGAUUACAGUAGCUUCGAAGAACUUUUACAUGUGAAAUGUAAAUAUAUAUUCAUGUAGAUAUCGAAUUCGUUAAGAAGUUUAGUUCGUGCAUUAGGGCAUAAUACAGCCGCACCUGCACUUGAAGUUUUAAUUAGGAGACCUGCAUCUGUUGUUUCAGUGAAGCAGGACAGGGUGUGUUUUGGCUAGUCAGAAUUUUUAGUUUUGUACAGCCAGAUCUUAAAAUUGAUUUUUUUUUAACGAAAAUCUUCAGAUUGAUUCAAUUGAAA
Sorghum bicolor (sorghum) is the source of this 2646-nucleotide messenger RNA. Its product is annotated as probable L-type lectin-domain containing receptor kinase S.5. Gene Ontology annotation, biological process: protein phosphorylation. The coding region runs from base 114 to 2375 and encodes 753 amino acids. Gene Ontology annotation, molecular function: carbohydrate binding; ATP binding; protein kinase activity. The transcript is spliced from 2 exons. NCBI's taxonomy places the organism in Eukaryota, Viridiplantae, Streptophyta, Magnoliopsida, Poales, Poaceae. Gene Ontology annotation, cellular component: plasma membrane. The record is from RefSeq and is a predicted model, not a curated record.